Molecule: messenger RNA, 4714 nt
Organism: Ailuropoda melanoleuca (giant panda)
Lineage: Eukaryota; Metazoa; Chordata; Mammalia; Carnivora; Ursidae
Gene: GIPC2
Product: GIPC PDZ domain containing family member 2
Exons: 6
Coding region: 151-1092 (313 amino acids)
Molecular function (GO): protein binding
Source: RefSeq, a predicted model, not a curated record
CGCGCGGCCAGGCGGAAGCACCUCUGCCAUUGGCCCGGCGGCUGCAUUUACCUGCGCGCAGCCCCGGGGCAAGAGCGCAAAGUCCGCGACAUCCAGCGGGAGAGGAGGCGGUCGGCAGUGCAGGUGGGCCUCCGCCCUCAGCCAGGCAACAUGCCCCUGGGGUUGCGGAGAAAGAUGAAAGCCAAGUCCAAGGAGGCCGCCCAGCUGGUGAAGGUCGAGCAGCGGGGCGCGGGCGGCGAUAGCCUCCCGGACCCCAAGCCUCCCACACGCAAGCUGGUUUUCUACACGCAGCUGGCCCACGGCAGCCCCACGGGUCGAGUGGAGGAUUUCACCAGCAUCCGGGAGCUCUACGCCAAGAUCGCGGGAGUGUUUGAGAUCUCGGAGUCUGAGAUCUUAUAUUGUACUUUAAACACACCUAAAGUUGAUAUGGAAAGACUCUUAGGAUCACAUGUAGGUCUUGAAGAUUUCAUAUUUGCCCAUGUGAAAGGGAUCCAAAAAGAAGUGAAUGUGUAUAAAUCUGAGGAUUCACUUGGUCUCACCAUUACAGAUAAUGGUACUGGCUAUGCUUUUAUAAAGAGAAUUAAAGAUGGUAGCCUAAUUGACUCAGUUAAAACAAUCUGUGUGGGGGAUCAUAUCGAAUCCGUAAAUGGAGAAAGUAUCAUUGGGUGGCGUCACUAUGACGUUGCAAAAAAAUUAAAGGAAUUAAAAAAAGAUGAACCCUUUACCUUGAAGUUAGUAGAACCGAAGAAGGGAUUUGAAGUAAAGCCAAGGUCAAAUGCUGGAAAGUCAUCAACAGAAAAAAUUCGUACUGGAAGAGAAACACUUCGCCUGAGAGCAAAGGGUCCUGCCACCAUGGAAGACAUGCCCUCUGAGACCAAAACAAAAGCAAUUGGAAAGAUUGAUGAUCUUCUUGAAUUAUACAUGGGAAUUCAAGAUAUUGAGUUAGCUACCACAAUGUUUGAAGCUGGAAAGGACAAAGGUAAUCCAGAUGAAUUUGCUGUGGCACUUGACGAAACUCUUGGAGACUUUGCGUUCCCAGAUGAAUUUGUCUUUGAUGUUUGGGGAGUCAUUGGUGAUGCGAAACGAAAAUGAUGAUGACGUGGAUGAUCCAUCUCUGGAGAAAUGAACCAUUCUUUUAAAAAAAAUCCAUAAGAUCUGUUUUUAGACACUGUUACAGACUCUGGUUUGGUCUUAUGUGUAUGGAAUACUUCUUUGAAAUAUAAUUUUGGUUUCUGGGUACCUUUUAAUGUGGUUGCAGGUGUGGUAUGCUUAAAAUAAAUCACCUAAAAUAUCAUUUUUAAUAUUCAUUCAAGAGUCUCUUGAAAGUAAGUUUUAGGGAGUAUUUCUAGAGAGAGGAUUUUGUUCCAUUAACAUCUGUGUUUUCUUUUCCACAUGUAAGUAGCUGAUUGCAAUAGCUCUAUAGCUCAUUUUUAAAAUCUUAAUGCAGUGAAACUAGGAUUAGAGUAUGAUUUGCCUCCGAGCAUCUUCAUUUUGUUAUACCACCUGAUCUGGGUAUGUUCAGGAAGUGAAGUGUGAAUUAUGCCCUCUAUGGGUCUAGAAAGCAUUGUUUUUUUUUUUUAAUCCACUGAGUAAGGGGAGGAAGAUUCCUAUAGCCUCUUGACGUCUAUGGCCUACUUUCUUUGUAAAACAAGGAUUGAUUGACUUAUUUUUUUAUUUUUUUGCUUCUUUGUAAUUGCUCCUUUUUAAAAACUUGUUAAAAUCUAUUCUACUUUGUAUGUGUUUGCUUGUGUGGAAUGGUGGAAAAGGCAGAUAGGGUAGAAACACUUAAAUUUGAUUUUUUAAGCAGUUCUUAAACCAUUCUUUUUUCUACUCAUAUCCACUUUUAUGUUACUCUUUAUAAGCACUCCAGGGAAGGUUUUUAUAGUCUUUGUAGAACUUUUCUUUUGAAAGAUAUUUGCUCAGAAAAUAACUAUGUUUGAGAAUGAUUUUUUUUUUUUGGGUGAAAGAGCAACGCUUUUAAAAAGCCCCCUAAACUUUAGAGGAGAUACUAUCAGAAAUCGAUUUCCCCCAGUGGAAAUGAAGGAGGACGGGAGGAAUUGAGAAAAUGUAUUAGUCUAAUAUUUUAGAGUUCUAACAUACUUGCUCUAAAGCCUUACAUUAUUGGGAAAAUUGAGGGCAAAUGACUGUCUUAUCACUCUUAUUUGACAUUUUAUGGAUGUCAGAGAAUGGAAAUGAAUGGUUUCAACAUAGAUCAUUUAAUAAGGCAGAGCAUGGUGUGACCAAGCAUUCUUCUCAAGUGUUAGAUGAAAAAUGCUGUGUGCUGCCAUGGUAAUCAGGAAUAAUAACCCACGAGGGCGGUAUUCCAGGAAAUCAGAAGUAGUUCUCUUUUCAUGCUGAGUUAAUGCUUUGGUAACUGUUGUUUCCUGGUGCAGCUUUACUUUUCCUGACCUCCACUCCUUUCACAUAAGUGUAAUGCUUUGAAGCAGAUACUCUUUGUCUCAUUAAUCUGAGACCUGUACAGAAGCCCUGUUUUAGUCAUUAAUGUGUAACUAAAGGAGUUUAUAGAACAUGGAUUGUAUUAAUGCACUUGCCCAUCAUUUGAAAAUGGGAACAGGCUCAGGCUAUAAUUUGUUGUUACUUGUUUCAUGGAUUUCUUUUGGAGCUCCCCAAGUAUCUAUUCAUUUUUUUUUAAGUUAUUUUUAAUUUUUUAAUUUUUAAUUUUUAUUUUAAGAUACCUACCAAUUCUUAAUACCACCUCUCUUAGAAGGACACACAAAGAGAUGAUAUUUUUAAAGAUGAGAAAGUUGAGGCCCAUAGAAGCACUUGAGUUCAAACAAAAAAAAAAUUUCUUGGCACUAGAUAUUAGAUUUGAAAUGAUGAGUCAUUGUUUAUUGUUGAUGGAUGUCUGUUUCUUCCUUUUUGGGCGUGCAGGAAGGUUGACACAGAUUCUCUGUGAUUUAUGGAAUCUCCUAUUCAUGAUUUUUCUAGAAUUUUGACGUGUAAGGUACCAAUGUCCAUGUACAGUGGUAACUCUACCUGCCUGUUAGUUUAAAUGGUAGUUCUCAUCAUUUAGGGCUUCAGCUGGACACAGGUACUUCAGUACUAAUAGGUUUUUCCUUGAAAUGUCUUUCUCUCUCACCUCUAUUGCUAAGCUGACAACAAGGUCGGUUUCUUUGUCAUUUUGUUUCCUUCCCUGAAAAUGUAUCUGUUUGUGAACUUUGUGCCUUUCGGUAACUUUUAAAAGAGCAGGGUCUCAUUUUAGUUCUCACUGUCUACAGUGUGGGCUACCCUUCUGCUACUACAACGAGACCAAUCUUUUUUUUUCCCCCCAGUAAACAUGCUAUUUCAUUGAUACCAGUAAAUGUUUCCAGAAGACCUCUGUCGUUUUCUUGUUUUACAGUUUUUUUACCCCCCAGUGGAGGAGGAUUAUUUUAUUCUUGAUUUCCCUCCAUGCAGAAUUGCAUCUUUCAGGGGCGGCUAAGAGCACACUGUGUGUUUUCUCUGUGGCAGAGUAUGCAGUUGGGGACCGAACGUUGGACUUGAUGGGGACUUGAACAUAGCUUGCUCCUCAUCAAGAAUAGAUACGCUACAUAUGCUGCUGAUUAUAAAUAGGUACAUCUUGGGUUUCUGUGAUGUUUCAAAAAUAUAUAAUUAUAUGAUGUAAAACUCUUUAAGAAUUCAAUUAUAAAAGCAAUAAUCAGUAACCUCUACUUGGGACUGCUGUAUCCAAUACUGUAAUGUAAACAGGUAAUUAGAAAUAACUUAAUUUUGCCAAAUGAUUAAUUUGCUGUAUUUCCCCCUAUAACUUUAACAAAUAGAGAUUUCCCAAGUAAAGCAUGUUUUCUUUAGGUCCAUGUUAUUGCUAGACCUUCAUCAAAUCUGGAGAGAGCCUUCCUGGCAUCCUUGCCUAUCAUUGCCUAUCUAGCAUAGUAGAAAAAUGAAUUUCAUCUGCAAAAUAGAGUUUUCAAAAUAAUGCUUUUUCUAAAUAGGGCACAGUUAUCUGCCGAAGAUGUAAAAGAUCGAUGAUGUAAUGACCCUUUCACCCUCUGAUACAUCUAACAAUAUACAGAUACUGAUAGCAUAGUUAUUAAUCUGGUGAAAAUAAUGGGUUAGAAGGACAGUUCAGUGUUUUACCCAAGCUAUGAGUGAAUAAAAAGAUAGGAGAUGCUGUUCAGUUCAAUCCCAGGAGCCAGUGCUCUGUGUAAAAUGCACAUUUAUUAACUUCCUGACACAGUUUGAAAGGGACAUCAGCGUAAUUACAAGUCCUUACACAUAUCAUGGUUAUAAAAUGUCUCUAAGAUUGUGAAGUGUACAAAUGGCACAGCUUGUCCCUACCUCUUACCUGAAAACCUAGUUCUAAGAAAUGACUCAUGUUUAUUAUCUGCUGGGAGGGUGAAAAUUGAAUAUGACAUCUUUAUCUCAAUUUGAGACAUUAAGCCUCUAUAAAACUUAAGUAUAGCCAUAGAUAUUUUUAAAGCAGUAACAAAAAAAUUUUUUUCUGUUAGUUUUAAAUAAACAUUUUAUAUUUUGAACUGUUCGUGGCAUGCAAUGGUAUUGACUAUAUGCAGGUAAAAUAUUCUUUGUUUUUGGGGGAAAAAAUUUUGUCCUUUUUAAAAAAUCAUAGCAUAUGCUUUAAAAUGUAUUUUGAGAUUGAAUUUUGGAAAUUUAUUAAUUUGUGAAAUUAUAACAUAUUUUAUUUAAAACUUAUUUGCUGUAUUUCUACUUACAGAUUGUACAAAUGUUUAUGUAUUGA